AAGAUGAAGAUAAAAUGAUGGAAACAAAAAAGUGACCACCUGUUUCAAACGCAUUGGGGAAAAAACGUUAUUUUGUGGGUUAAUAAUUUUUAAAAGAAUCUCAAGCAGCAAGUGCAAUGGAAAUGAACCUAAAAUUCACGUGCCUUACAAGUGUAGUGAUAUUUUUUGUACUAGUUCAAGAAGGUUUGUCCAUCAAAUGUUGGGACUGUAGGUCUGAUGUAGAUCCAAAAUGUUCGGAUCCUUUUGAUAACACUACUUUUGCCAUCACCGAUUGUAGUAAGGCAACACGGUUAGAAACUUAUCCCCUUGUUCAAGCCACGAUGUGCAGGAAGAUGAGACAAAAAGUUAAUGGGGUUUGGAAGUACAUCCGAAGUUGUGCCUACUUGGGGGAACCUGGCAUAAAAGGCGACGAGCGUUUCUGCCUGAUGCGAACGGGUACAUAUAACAUUUUUAUGGAGUACUGUACUUGCAACACAAAGGACGGCUGUAAUAUCUCGUCGCACUUGAAAUCGUCAAAUGUUUUACUUCUAGGUUCGAUUCUCAGUUUCAUACUAUUUAAAGUAUUGAGAUAAAAUGAGGUGACGAAAUCGUUCUUUGAUUUUUAGAAGUUUUAUUUUUGUACAAACUUUUUGAUAGUCAUAUGUUUUACUUACAAGUAUUAAGAAAUACUUGUAGAUUAAGCCACAGAUCUGAUUUUUUUAUGAUUAAUGUUGAGUUUUGUAUUUCAUUUAUGUAGGAUUUAGUGUAUUGCUAAAUUUUUUUAUGCAGUUCGAGUGCACUUAUAUACUUUUCCGUCCAAAGCUACAUAUUUUUUAUAUUGUACUGUUAUUUGUAAUAAAAAUAAAAUUCGUGCUUAUUAUUGGAA
Messenger RNA from Anoplophora glabripennis (Asian longhorned beetle), 865 nucleotides. RefSeq lists its product as uncharacterized. The transcript has 3 exons. Lineage: Eukaryota; Metazoa; Arthropoda; Insecta; Coleoptera; Cerambycidae. Gene Ontology annotation, biological process: positive regulation of voltage-gated potassium channel activity; sleep; regulation of synaptic transmission, cholinergic. The record is from RefSeq and is a predicted model, not a curated record. The coding region runs from base 117 to 572 and encodes 151 amino acids.